AUGGAAGGCUGGACCCUUGCCCUUGAGGAGUAGAACUGCGUCGCCUCAGCGGUGGAUCCCCCCGGGGCGGACGCCCGCCGCGACCCCGAUAAAACGCAUUGCUUCACGUACGAGCGGAGGCACGAACGAGAAGCGCCGCUCACGGAUCUGAUACAGCUGGAGGCCAUGGACGACGGGGUGGCGGGCGAGGUGCGAGUGCUCAGCUCCUCCGGAGAAAUUUUAGGUUUCAGGGGCGGUCUGUCCCUCUCUGUCCCACCCGCUCUUUUUUAAAUGGGCCCAAGAAUGAUGACCCAAGAGGAUAACUUGAGAGAAGUCGGAGGCGUACCGACUAGGCAUGGGGCUCCUCUUGUGAGGCAACCUCUUUCCCUAUAGACUGAGGGGGGAUUUCAGCUUCAGAGAGCAAGAAAGCCUCCUCAUCCUCUGUGUAUUCUUGGGUGGAGAAGAAGGCACGCCCCUGUGGUGCAGAAGAAGACUUCUGUGGGGUGGAGAAGGCUAUUGGGUGCUGUUGAAGGUGACAAAGGCCGGUUCCGGGUGAAGUAACUGAGGUGAGCUCUACCUCAGCCCCAUGACAAUUUGCUAUCAGAGCUCUGGGGAUUCAUGGGUAGGGGAACAUCCCCUUAGAGGAGGUUAUGGAAGCCCGCUUCCAAGUUGUAGAAGGCGGCUGGGAGAUGUGCAGGCGACUGCAAGCUUGACAGUUGCCAGCACCGCCAAUUAGUGGGCAAAUGAUGUAGAUGUCAAGGAGAUGGGCGAGGUACUGGAGGGCUUCACUAGACGUUGCAUUGCUGACGUGCACAUUGAUGGGCAUCGCGCAAGGGAGUUGGGUGACGUAACAAAGGGUCUCAGAGCCAAGGCAUUGAAAAGAGAGUCCAAUGGCUAUAAAACUGAGAAUUUUAUGUGGGAUCUCGACCACUGUUUUCAGGCAGUGCAUACUUCAGAAUGAGAGAAGAUAAUGCUCAUGAGAGAAGCUCAUGUACCUUUGUUGGAAUGUGAAGUUGUGGAGGCAAUACAUAAAUGAAAGAUUGGAUUCGACUCCUCAUAGACACUUGAGAUGGGUUUGUGAAGGAACUAAAGGAUCAAUUCCUUCAACAAACAGCAUGUGGAUGUCAUGAGAGGAACUCGGUUGCUUGUGGUACACCAUGAGAGGGUAUGUGAAGUAGUUUGGUUCACUGCUUUUAGAUGUCAAGAACACGUCAGAUUAGCACAAAUUGUUCAAUUUUAUGGCAUACAUGUAGAAUAGGGUGCAAGCAGAGUUACAACAAUGGGGGACACAAGAUAUAUAGUUGGCCAUGGCCAUGACAAAUGCCUUGGCGGACUACAAAGUUAUUGAAUUUGAUGGAGGUGCCAACCAGUAGGAGAAUAAUGCCAAUCAUAAAGGUGAUUGAGACUCGCAUGGGAGUUAUUGAAGGUAGAAGCGGGACAAGGGCCAAGUUAUUGAAGCUAAACCAGACGUCGUGCUCAACAAGUCAACCCUCCGAGGUGAGAUCGGUUUGUCUUCGGAACCCCAUUAUAUGAAGAACUAUCCCUCUUGUGCAGAUAGGGGCUGAUUGGCGGCAAUAACAGCACCCAAAGCGUUAGAGGAUGACAACUCAACAAUAAGUCUAUAGGUUCUACCAUCAUAGUCCAUCCUACGCCUAAUCCUUUAAGCCUGUCCUAAAAUUGAAUAAUUUUGUCAUCAUUGAACAUAUUUUUCAAAAUCAAAAGUAGUGAAGUAAAUUAUUUCACAUAUUUUCUUAUGAUGUGUGUGUGAUGUAGUCCAACAAAUGCCUCUUGUGCCAUCUGCGCACAGUUCGUGAAGAAGAAUUGAUCUAUCAACUCUUUAACGAACCCAUCCCACGUGCUGAUGAGGGGUCAGGUCCCAUUCUCUAUAGAUAUCCGCCACCACAGCUUUAUGUCACAAGAAAGGUACAUGCUCACGAGCAUUACCUUAUCUGAUUUCAAGGUCUGCACCACCAGAAAACAAUAGAAAAAAUUCAAUUUCCUAGCAUUGCACUAUGUGACCUUCGGAUGUGCCACAUUUGCUCGCUUCAGCAAUGUGACAUCUACAAGGAGGGCCUCCAACACCUCGUGUAACCCCUUGACAUCUGCUUCUCAUCCACUACGAACUGCCAGUACGAGCGACUAACUGGUUUGAAGCCACUUGCACAUCUUUCAACCGGCGCUCUACGACCUGGACAUGGGCUUCCAUGGCCUACAUGGCGGUAGACAUCAAUGUGAUCCACUCGUCUCCGCCUGUGUCAAUGUCCUAUUGGAUUCGCGGGACGUUACCCCGAAACCCAUUCGUAGGGGUCCUCCCCUUUAUGCCCCACACGUUUGCCGCGCCCUGCGCGCCUCCCGUGCAUGCUGUGCCACCAUGUGUUUCCUCGCGCCCUGUCGUCGUGCGCCUCGUCGCGCCGUGCCUUCUGCUUCGUAUCGCGCCACGGGACCACAUAGAUGACUGCCCCUCCUCAUGCUGGCAAUACAAAUCUGCGCCCUGAACCUGGAUCCGGUGAGUUGGGAGCGUAACAACAGCUGUUAGGCGCAAGGCAGCCACUUUCCCGCCGCCAGCCCCUUUAGUUUUUCUUUCAGCUUAGGGUCUGGACCGCUGAGCCAUGCACAGGUCUCUCUCUUUCUCGCUUAUUGGUUCCUAUCUAUCACUUGUUUGUCCUUCCCACCGGCAGACAUUUCGAGAACGAGUUUACUCACGAGGGAGGGCGACGCAAGUUGUGA
This is a messenger RNA of Spirodela intermedia, 2706 nucleotides long. The record is from the annotation of a GenBank genome assembly. NCBI's taxonomy places the organism in Eukaryota, Viridiplantae, Streptophyta, Magnoliopsida, Alismatales, Araceae.